Messenger RNA from Numida meleagris (helmeted guineafowl), 5554 nucleotides. It is a transcript of the gene FAM78B, whose product is annotated as family with sequence similarity 78 member B. The transcript has 2 exons. The coding region runs from base 1251 to 1931 and encodes 226 amino acids. The record is from RefSeq and is a predicted model, not a curated record. Lineage: Eukaryota; Metazoa; Chordata; Aves; Galliformes; Numididae.
GGGAACGGGCCGGGGGAGAGCCUCGGGCGGGAGCGGGGAGCACCGCGGCGGUGCGGUCCUCGCAGCCUCGGGGGGGCGAGGGAGGGUGUGCGUUGAGGGAACGGAGGUCCUGGGGCGGUUACGUGAGGGAAUGGGUGUCCUGAGCUGGGUCUGUGAGGGGAUGGAGGUCCUGGUGUGGUGACAUGAGGAGGAAGAGGUCCUGGUGUGGCUGCGUGAAGGGAUGGAGUCCCCCGUGCAGUUACAUGGUGGGAUGGAGGCUCUGGUACGGUUAUGUGAGGGGAUGGAGAUCUUAGUGUGGUUACAUGAGCAGAUGGAGGUCAUGGUGUGGUUCCUUGAGGGGAUGGAGUCCCCAGCGCGGUAACGUGAGGGGAUGGAGGCCCUGGUACCAUUAUGUGGGGAGUUCCAGGACCUGGUACACUUACGUGAAGAAAUGUAGGUCCUAGUGUGGUUGCAUGAGGGGAUGGAUGCCCCAGUGCAAUUAGGUGAGGUGCUGGAGCCCAUGACAGGACAGAGGCCCUGGCGUGGUUCCAUAAGGAGAUGGAUAACCCAAUAUUGUUAUGUGAGGAGAUGGGCCCCUGGUAUGAGCCCCAUCUGGGACGAGAUCUCUGGGAUGAGAUGGGGGCCCUGGUGCAGUUCUGUGAGGUGAUAGAGGCCUGGUAUGGUUACAUGACUGACAUUGCUUGAAGGCUCUACGUACGUGUCUCAGGAGGACACCAAAGAGCAAUGCAGUUGGCUGUGCCGCUGUGGUUUCUACCAUGUGCAGCAGCUGCUAGGGAAGAGGUGGUUGUAGGGGCAGCAGGGUCAGCCUGGUGCUGGGCUGUGUGGGUGCAAGAGGCUGCUGGCUGAGCCGUGGGUUCCAUCCCCACCAGAGACUGCCGGUCGGUGCUGCGCUCACAGCCAGGCUUGCCCUCGCUGCGCUUGUCCCAUCGACCUCAUUUUUCCUGGUUGCUUCUGGGAACAGUAGGAUCCUAUUUGUCUGAGGGCAGAACUAGGGGAAUCUGUGUGGUGCCACAUGCAGUGCUUGGUGUUAAGCUCUGAGAGCACUCCUGCUGCUGCCUGGGAUUUACCCAUUCCUCUGUUCCUGCAUCCCCAGAAAUGAGGGACAGAGGAGCAGCCCUUGCUGGAAAUGAGGAUUUCCAGCCCCAGGAUCUGUGAGCUCUGGACAUCCCUUCUGGCACGUGCAGUCCCUUCAGCCCCUGGUGUGAGCCAUACGCUGUGUAGGAGUACAGUCACAGGAGUUGCUCCCUUCCAUGCCGGCAUCAGCCUCUUGCUUUUCAGCCCUGGAAAAGCACCCUCUCUCCUCACCCCCAUGCUGGAAAAUGCUGUGCUGUCACUACUGGAGUCAGCCUGCUUGCAUCUCCAAGGGAGGGAGCAGAUGGAGACUGCCCUGGCAAUCCUCUGCACUGAAGUCAAGCUGGGAGCUGCCCGACUUGCGAGAGGGAAGAGUAAAAGCCAUCAGUGAUUCUGAUGGAGUGAGCUACCCCUGGUAUGGAAACACCACAGAAACUGUGACCCUGGUCGGGCCCACGAACAAGAUCUCCAGGUUCUCGGUGAGCAUGAAUGACAAUUUCUACCCCAGCGUGACGUGGGCUGUUCCUGUGAGCAACAGUAACGUGCCGUUGCUGACCAGGAUUAAAAGGGACCAGAGCUUUACCACGUGGCUGGUGGCUAUGAACACCACUACCAAGGAAAAGAUCAUCUUGCAGACUAUAAAGUGGCGGAUGCGAGUGGACAUUGAGGUUGAUCCCAUGCAGCUCCUAGGGCAGCGGGCACGACUGGUGGGAAGGACUCAGCAGGAGCAGCCACGGAUCCUGAGCAGGAUGGAGCCCAUCCCACCAAAUGCACUAGUGAAACCCAAUGCCAACGAUGCCCAAGUCCUCAUGUGGAGACCCAAGCGAGGCCAGCCUAUAGUUGUUAUACCUCCCAAGUAGCGCAGCACCAGGGCACACACUGAUGUGUGCACGUGGGGACCUUGGUGCUGUCGGUGUGGUGCAAAUGAGUGGGAUUCCUGAGCCAAAGCAGACCUCUUGGGUUCACCUGCCCUUGUAGCUGCGGUUGGAAAGAGAGCAUGAGCUUGGCCUGGCUGUGGAGGGGGGUUGCUGAGCUGGUGGAUUUCCCAGGAAGUGGAUUUAAGUGCUUCUAGGGCUUGUGGCUGGAAAAGAGGCUGUCUUACCUAACCAACUCCUGCCUCCUUGCAGGGAAGUGUGAGGAGCAGGAGCAUGAUCAAACCGUGCCUGUGGCAAAUGCUGCUUUCCACCCCAUUAGCUGUAGAAGAGGAGCCCAUGCCUGCCAGACGUGGGGGGCUUGUGCAGUCACCCUUCCCCUCGAUGUCUCUACCUAUGCAUUUCGGACCGAUAAUCAGCGCGUUGCCACGCUUGCUGGGACUUGGAAAGGCCUGGGAGCAGUGAGGGAGCUGGUGCUCAGCCAGAGCCCAGUGCCAGCAGUCAUCUCUGCCCAAGAGGGCCUAUCUGCAGCUGAGUGGAAGUGGGACAUUUUGCAUGCAUCUCGGUGUGUUUGGAGUAGUUGUGAAUGUAGGAGAUGACAUAGUUCAUUCCUGUCUAGGAGUGAGACCUGAGGGCAGGUUAGAUAUCCUUUAGUUUUAAGGUGCACUAAAUCUUUGCAGUUCUUCCCCUCCCCAUCCCCUCCAGCCAUUUUUUUUUGCUGGAGCAAAAAUUAUUCUCAGCCAGAAGAGAAAUCGCAAGCAUUGCCUUUUUACACAGGCAAAGGAGAGCAGGCAGUUACUGAUGGUGUUUGCGUGGUAUCCAAAAAAGCUUGGAGGUACUCCAGGAUUUGGAUGCUUCCACUGCAAACGUGAGUGCAUAACAAGAAGUUGGGUGCUUGUUCAUUUUCCACCCAAAUGCCUGCUGGUGUGGGGAGUCUGAUCCUCAGCCACCCAUGGAGCAGUGCAGUGUGCAUGCACGUGCAGGUUGCUCGUGCUGUUGCAGGUGUCUGGCAGGUUGCCUUUUUCCCCGCCCUGUGCCCUUUCCUCACUGCCUGGAUUGCUGGCGUCGUUCUGGUCCGUGGGGAGGUGCUGGUCCUGUGGGCUGCAAUGUAUAAUUCCCUGCUUGUUUUAGCAGGGGCGCAACAUUUCUCCUCUUUCAGCUGAGCCCUGGUGGUUGCACCUUUCUGGAUGCAGCAGAGGCAGAAGCCACAGUUGGUCUGUCCCCACCCAGGAACAGCUUCAGGUGCCCUGUGUUCCCAUAGUGUCCCGAGCAGAUGAAUAUGGCUUUUGCUGCUUUCCCUGCUCUGUUUCCCGCUGCCAUCCCUCCAGCUCGUGCCCCUGCCUUUGUGCAGUGAAGGUUUCUGCUGCUGUGGGGAUGUGAGGUAUUCCUGCUCGGAGCUUCCUGCAUCCCCUCUGCUGCUGGGAGAGCCUGGGAAGCGUUGCCUCACUGGCUACUCUCGUGCAAAGCCUUUCUUGCAGCAUCAGGAGCAAUUCCUUGCACCUGACUGUCAGGCAGCCCAGCUCAGGGCUUCUUUGCUUCCCCCAGGGUGCAAAACGUGCUCUCCCUGCUGCAGAGGAGCCUUUCUCCUCAGUGCGCACGCGCCUCGGGGCAGAGCCUUCCCACAGCAUCGCUCUCCGGAGCACGCACAAAUCCCUGCAAAGCUUCAGGCGCAGCUCGUGCUUUUCCAGGGUGAGACGCACACCCCUGGCAUCUGGGAGCUGGCCCCCAGGAGCAAAGGGACUCCCAGGUGUCUUAGACCAAAAAUCCCUGUGAAAUCCCCAUGCUAUUUGUUAUUCUCAGUAGCCUUUGCUACGGAUUCGGUUCCUUAUUCUCUUUCCUUCGGAGGCAUUGCACACCAACGCCCCGAUGAACACUUUGAAGUGCUGUGGGCUGCGGUCCCGCUCCUCCUGCUCAGCUUGGUGCAGACGGAGGGGUUUGGUGGUCUGGGAACUGGCUGCUUUGGGUUAGCUGAGGGCUGGGUAAAUCCUUGCCGUGAGAAAAGCCUGGAGGGAGAGCAGGCUCUGAGCUCUGGUCUGCUUUGUUUUCCUGAGCGGAGUUUCUGCAAGGAAAUGGUCACCACAAGACACCUUGUUUUUGUGAGAUUUGGCCAGUGUUUUUAUAUGGACACAUGAUCAAAGGCAGUUUUAGCCAUCGCUGACGUUUUGUUUAUCAAAAGUGUAUGUGGAAAAGGUGUUAGAAACUUUCAAUACAAUUUGCAUUAAAAUCUGGGGGAGGAGGGAAGAGGGGGACGUACCUUUCAGUGUGAAAUAAGACAGAUGUGUAUUGUUGACCCGCUAGGACAGAAACAAUCCUGAAAGCUCCUGUGAAACCUCUUCGCAGGGGCCAGAGGGCAGCUGAGCCUGAGGAAAUGGUGCAGUGAAGGGCUGCGUGGCACUGAAGCACAGAGGAAGGGAGAGAGGGAGGCAGAGGAGAGGCUACAUCUCGGGGUGUAGGGAGCGAUCAGCCCCUCUGAGGAUCUGCCUGCAUGUUCAAGUCUGGGGUCGCUUGCAGCUUGGCUGCCCUUAUUUCUGAGGCUCCCAAUUGGGAGCUCCAGUGCUGGCUCUGGGAGGAGCACCUGGACUCCAGAACUCAGCUGUAAAACCACCCCGUGGUUUGCUAGCCCCUCCAGCACUCCAUCCCCUUCCCCGCUUGUAGCCGGCACCUCGUUAUCUCAGGGAGGGACAGGUCGCGCUUCCCCCUCAUCCCGAGGUGCCCCUUCUGCUCCGUCCUGUGGUGUUUUCAGGCUGUGCCCACAUGCCACUUGGGCACGGCUCUAUGGGAAGCAUCCAUCAAUCUCUCUGGGUUCAGAGCGUCGCCGUGAGUGCUGCAUGGCGCAGGGAAAUGCCUGCGGGGCAGGCGUGUGAAGCCGGAGCGGGUGCCGUAAGUGCCACCCCUGUCCUGGGCGCCCACGCGGACACAGCUGCUUGCUCGCGUGCUCGGCUCACUUAUUUAUUUCUUAUUUAUUUCUUAUUUAUUUCUUAUUUAUUGAUUUAAGAUGUAUUUAAGUUAUUUAUUUGUAUUUAUUGACAGCUGGAACUCGGAGGUCAUUUCUGCUGUGCGGCAGGGGUGGCUGGGUCUCCCCUGUGCAUUUUGGGAGCGCCGAUGGGGAGGGAUGCUUGCAGGCACCUGCUCCCAUCCUAUCCCCUUUUGGGAGGGAGGGAGGGAGAACUGGGGAAGAGGAAUCACGUAAAUGCCUGCAGGGAGGACAUCCUGUGCCUGACCUCUUCCUGCAGGAGCUUGAAGCCCCUUCGUCCCCCUCAGGCACUGCGCUCCCUCCCGUGCCCAUCUGUAUUUAUUGGCCCGGCCUCCUGGUGUUUUUCUGUUUGGCUCACGCUAUACGUGAUGUUGCCAAUUUCGGGACAUGGUGAUAAGAGCAAGGACGUGUGGGUGUGACUAUGGAGAAAAGACAAAAUCAGGUAUUCUGCUGUUGUGUGGGGAAAAUCAGAAGGAAGAGAAGACGAAAGCUGGUUUUGCAGAGUGCCUUAAACACAAAUGACUUUACAGAGUAGGGGGCUUGGACUUUUGUCUUUGGAUGUUAUUGCAAACUCAAACAAAUGUUGCAUUUCACUUCUCUGGGAUUAAAAGAACGUUCAAUCUGUACUGGAAUCAAA